Molecule: messenger RNA, 996 nt
Organism: Symbiodinium sp. CCMP2592
Lineage: Eukaryota; Dinophyceae; Suessiales; Symbiodiniaceae
Source: the annotation of a GenBank genome assembly
AUGGCUCGCACCUCGCUGCUGUCCAAGGCCCUGCUAGUGGUCGGCGUGGUGUCAGUGUUGCAGCUCUUCCGCCGAGAAGAUGCCUUCGUAACCCCGAAGCUGAGGGGCGAGGCCGCAGCAACGAUGGCUGCGGCCCUCCUGGCAGCCAGCGUCGCAGCUCCCGGACCAGCCCAGGCUGAGAGCCCGAAGCUGUCCUUCUUUGGCCUUGGAGGUGGCGUCUCCGACGUCUACAACCAGAACGACAACCCGAUCAACCCGUACUCGCAGUUCAGCGACUUUGUUCUUUCCAUAACCUCCAUUCGUUGUGUGAUGGCUUAUCUUGAUCCCGACAACCGAAACAGCAAAAGCGAAAGGGAUGUACUGGGCUUCACUACAGGGGUUAGCACCAGCGUGAUGAGCAAAGGCGAGGUCGGAGACGAGUCCGUCUACAAGGCCCGCACCGACCAGGAGGCACGGGUGGAGACCAGGGAACUUCUCGACCUCAUGCACACUGAAGUCGCACGCAGGAAGAAGGCCCUCGCGAACUCCUUCGAGCGCUUCGACAAGACCGCCGACAUGGUGUACUUCUCUGGUGCCGAGGGUUCCCCGGCUUACAACAAGGCCCGAGAAUUCUCCCAGAAGAUCUCCACCGUGGGUGUGGAUGGCCGCAACAAGGAGUCUUGGCUCUUCUUGUGGGGUGGGCGGGUGGCGGGUGAGUGGGGACGAGCCUCCCAGGACUUCGAGGCUGCAAAGGAGCUGCUGAAGGAGUGGAAGGAGCUCGUGAAGAACGUGGAUCCUGGGCGUGACCCCCUCCUGCCGAUUAUAACCAUCGGUGUCAACUACGGCCUUUCCACGGGCACAUUUCGAGGCUGGCGCCCGAUCUUCUUUGCAGCGGCCUCGCCACAUGCAGAGGAGACGGCAGUUGAAGCUGCUGAACUUUUGGUGGAGGCAGGCACUGUUGUUUUACGUGACCAGAGCUUGCUUCGACGAUCUCCACCUGCAGCACAGUCAGGAUAG